This is a messenger RNA of Ficedula albicollis (Collared flycatcher), 2901 nucleotides long. RefSeq names its product interleukin 11 receptor subunit alpha (gene IL11RA). Gene Ontology annotation, cellular component: external side of plasma membrane; membrane. Gene Ontology annotation, biological process: cytokine-mediated signaling pathway. The transcript is spliced from 13 exons. The coding region runs from base 239 to 1477 and encodes 412 amino acids. Gene Ontology annotation, molecular function: cytokine receptor activity; protein binding. The record is from RefSeq and is a predicted model, not a curated record. Lineage: Eukaryota; Metazoa; Chordata; Aves; Passeriformes; Muscicapidae.
AGCACCUGCAGCCCCUGGUGCAUCUGCCAAGCUCUGGGGUACAGGUGGAUGGCUGGGCUGGAAGGUGCAAUUCCUUCUCUCUAGGUGGUACGAGACUGGGACAUGGCAAAAAAAUGCUCCUCCUACUCUGGAGUUUGAGUUGGGGGCAUCCAGGAGAAGAAGGACAAGAAGUCUGUCAAGACAUGGUUUGCUUCCAUCUUGCCAGGAUCACUCACUGCGGUCACGUUGGUCACAACAGAUGCGCAGUUCCAUCCCAGGCCUGGGCAGGGUGAUGGUGGUCCUUGCAGCAGCCCUGGCAUCAGCCUCCUUUGCUAUCCCUGAAGACUGGGGAGAGGAAGGCGUGCAGUAUGGACAGCUGGGGACAGACGUGACCCUGCCAUGCCCUGGUGUCCGUGCCAGCUCACCAGUGCAGUGGAGACGAGCAGGCGCCACGGCGCUGCCAGAGGGCUCAGCCGUCCAGCAGGGAUCCCUGGUGCUGCCAAGGGCCAGCCUGGCCUUCAUGGGCACGUACAGCUGCCACGGCGAGGAUGGAGGCCUCCUGCACACUGUGUCCCUGCGUCUGGGACACGCGCCUGGAGUUCCCUUUGUGUCCUGCAGAGCAUCUGACUACGAGAAUUUCUCUUGCUCCUGGACCUCCAGUGUAGAGACCUUCCUCCCUACUAGAUACAUCACCACAUACAGGAAGAAAUCCCUGACAGGCGAAGAAAAGCGGAGGAACAAGAAUGGGCACGUGGGGCUGUGCCUGCAGGAUCCGUCCCGCCCCGGCACCUGCACCGUGCACAGGUCAGAGUUCUGGAGCUCCUACCGCCUGAACAUCACCGAGGUGAACCCCCUGGGCUUCAGCUACCGCCUUCUUGAUGUCACCAUGCAGGCCAUCAUUAAGCCAGACCCUCCAGAGGGCUUGGUGGUGGAGCCCAUCCCGCUGGCCCCACGGCGACUCCACGUGAGCUGGAAGUAUCCUUCCUCCUGGCCGAAGGAGCCCCACUUCCAGCUGAGGUUUCGGCUGCAGUACCGACCCGUCAUCCACCGUUCCUGGUCCGUGGUAGAGACGGUGAAUCUGUCUGAGGUUAUCACGGACGCCUUCGCCGGGCUGGAGCACGUGGUCCAAGUCAGUGCCAAGGAUUUCCUGGAUGCGGGGAAUUGGAGCGAGUGGAGUGCUGAGGCCCGAGCAACACCAGUCAGAGACUUGGUCUUCACAGCAAGUGAAGAAACCACUACAGAUGCCAGACUGGAGAGCCUGGCUGAGGAGCCCUCCCAGGCUCCCAACCCUGAGCCCAUCAAUCGCAGUGACCCUUUGGAGAAGAUGGCUGUCCUGGUGUCCCUUGGGAUCUUUGCCUUCUUCAUCCUGGCUGCUGUUCUUGUCAUCACCAUCCUCAUCUGGCUCCGGGUGAGGAAACACGGCAAGGACAAGACCAAACCCAACUUUUUGGUUGCUGCCACCCACUUGAAGGCACUACCAAAAGCUCAGAUCCUGUAGUGAGCCCUGGCCGAUCCCUGCUCCCUGCACCCGCUUGCCCACGCGUGGGACUUGAUGCCACUGCUGGCCCCCAAGGACCCCAUGCCUCCCGGGUCACCCCACUGCUGUGGACAUUGCCGGAGCCCCCAGCACCCUGGGGUUGCAGGAUGGAUCCUAAGGAGAGAGGCUCUGCUCUCAGGAGCGUUGGACUGCCUGAGCCCACCAGGAGCCAGCUGGAGUCACUUCAGGCUCAGGGUGACAGGCCAGCUCCACCUCCGAGCGCUGCUAAACAAAUGGGGAUAAGACACUGAGCCAGCCCCACUUCACCGCCUAGUGUUGAGGGGGACCAUGGGUGUAGGCUCCCGGGGGUGCUGGGCAUCAGUGCCAGACCAAAGGGCGCCUGCCACCCCCCACCAGCCGCCAGCAGGCGGAACAGAUCACCCCCUGCCCCUUCCCUCUGCCCCAAUCCCCCGUGCUGUGGCUGGACGGAGCAGCGAUGCCAAUAAAGGGGAUAUGCCAAUGCUGCCAUUGGCACUGUCCAGGCAAAACCCCUGUGCAGGUGAUGCUGGGUCAAGGGAAGAGUGAGUGCCAGCUUGGGAAUGGUCCUUGCAGGAGGUGCACAGGCAGCAGGGCUGCCUCCCAGACUGUUCAGCUGCCUGGAGGGGCUGAGGCAGCGUGACAGCUGAGACAGCACCCUCUGCACAGCCCCCCUCGCUCUGCUUGUGGCCCCCUUGCUGCACCCCAACCCAGCCCCUCUAAUGGCUUCCAUGUGUUGGCACCUCCCGACCCCCGCGCUCAGUGCCAGCAGCCCAACGAGAUCCAGAUGGAGCGGGGUGGAAAUUCAGACAGUGACAACACGUGGAGCAUGGGGAGCAGAGCCAGGGUGGGGACCCACCUGGGUCCUGGGGCUGCCCGUGACCCUACGAUGCAGAGGGAGCCUGGACCGGGGCACCCACACAGGGUCCUUGUGCAGACUGGAGGGAACUGGGGCAGGCUGUACCUUUUCUGUUGUGUUGUGCGUCCACAGGCUUCUUGCUGCUCUCUCUGGGUGCCCUGGUUGUGGGAUCUGUGCUUGGCUUGGUGGGGUUGCAGCCCCUCACUGUCCCUCAUGAGCACAUGAGAGAGAUGGGGUUCAGCCCUCUGUCUGCAGUGUGCUGCUGGCAUGGCACUAUCCCUGGUCCAGAGCAGAGAUCUCCACAGGGCAGGUAAGGCAGAUCACCAGUCUGGGGAGGUGUAAGGAGCCAGAUCUUGCCUGGACUUCCAGGCCCAGCAGCCACAUCAUCACUCCCAGGUGUACCCCCAGGUUGACAGCUCCAGCUUUAUCACACUGCCAUCAUCUGCUGGGCUCUGGUCCCCAGCAUCCAACCCAACCAAGGCACAUUCUGAUGUGUCACACAGUCACCCUUGUCUUGUCCUGUCACCCUUGUCUCUUCUCAGUCCCCAGC